CUUUUCUCUUUUAGGGUAUUAGAAAUGGCUACUCCCCAGUCAGUUUUCAUCUUUGCAAUCUGCAUUUUAAUGAUAACGGAAUUAAUUUUGGCCUCAAAAAGCUACUAUGAUAUCUUAGGUCUGCCCAAAUCGGCAUCAGAGCGCCAGAUCAAGAAGGCCUUUCACAAGUUGGCCAUGAAGUACCAUCCUGACAAAAAUAAGAGCCCCGAUGCUGAAGCGAAAUUCAGAGAGAUUGCGGAAGCCUACGAAACACUCUCAGAUGCUAACAGGCGAGAAGAGUAUGACACUCUUGGACACAGUGCAUUCACUAAUGGGAAAGGCCAAGGACGUGGUGGGAGUCCUUUUGAGCAGUCAUUUAACUUCAAUUUCGAUGACUUAUUCAAAGACUUUGGUUUUUUUGGUCAAAACCAAAAUACUCGGUCCAAGAAGCAUUUUGAAAAUCCCUUCCAUUCACGCCAGGAUGGUUCUAGUAGACAGAGGCACCAUUUCCAGGAAUUUUCUUUCGGAGGUGGACUGUUUGAUGACAUGUUUGAAGAUAUGGAGAAAAUGUUUUCUUUCAGUGGUUUUGACCCCACUGGUCGGCACACAGUACAGACUGAGAAUAGAUUCCAUGGAUCUAGCAAGCACUGCAGGACUGUCACUCAGCGCAGAGGAAACAUGGUCACUACAUACACUGACUGUUCAGGACAGUAGUUCAUUCUCUCUGUUCUCACCAAACCCAACCAGUUGACUGUUCUUCAGUAUCCAUGAUGCAGAACAGUUUUCUGUGAACUGUUUUGACAAGUGCAUGAUUUCACUUAACUUGAUAUAGCUGUUAAGUAUAUUUAAAUUGUUUUUGACAAAUUAAGCAACGUUCAUUCAGUUAGUAGAGAAAUAACCAAUUAUUAAUUUCUCUGAUUAGGAAAGGCUCUUGAAAAAUUCCACCUGGUCUUUUUUCUCCACCUGCCCUUGGGCUUAUUAAUGUGGCCAAUUUUAUUACCAAGAAAAGAAUGAGUUUGCCUGAUACCUAUUUAGAGGUUAAACUUUUAAAUUUAUUUUAGGUUUAAAUUGUAUGAACUUGAGUGAUUUUGCAGUGGAAACUUUGCUAACUUAAAAUUGCAUGCUCCAUAGCAUCGCUGACUUGGGUGGUUAGGUGUAUGUGGAACUGUACAAAGAGUCGUUCUGCAGAGGACAGCAGUUCCUUGGUAAAUUUCCAUGGGAAGCUUCAGAAAGGCGUGGCUUAGUAUUUCCCACAGAGCCCUGCCUUCCUUCAGUCCAGCUGAAGUAAAGAAAAUGACUGUAUUGUUCAUGGUUAUGCAGAAAGAAAGUUGAAAACUUCUGUAAUGUUGCCAAGAGAUUGUUACAUAUUUGGCCCCUGGCUAAUGAUUUUGUGAUGUUGGAAUCAUAGCUACUUCACAUACCUUUCACAUUUUUCUAAUUGUUGGCUCUCUAUGUCUUACUUUGGAUUUAUGUGUUUUGUGUGUGGUUCUUCUUUGCACUCAUCUUUAUCUAGAAAUUGACUAAUACCUCAUUCUGUUUGUAAAAACAGUAAUUUCUGCGCAACCUUAUUAUGUGCAAUAUUUUUAAAUCCUAAGAAAUGUGUGCUUUUGUUUUCAGAUAGACUUUAGUUCCGCACUUUCCCAUGUUAUACUCCAUAUGAGUAUUAAUCCUAUGGAUACAUAUCAAAAGUAGUGAAUGUCUCAUGCAACAUUGUGUGUGAGUGAGAAAAAUAUAAUAUUUACAAUAUGA
Molecule: messenger RNA, 1728 nt
Organism: Miniopterus natalensis
Lineage: Eukaryota; Metazoa; Chordata; Mammalia; Chiroptera; Miniopteridae
Gene: DNAJB9
Product: DnaJ heat shock protein family (Hsp40) member B9
Biological process (GO): ERAD pathway
Cellular component (GO): endoplasmic reticulum
Molecular function (GO): misfolded protein binding; protein-folding chaperone binding
Source: RefSeq, a predicted model, not a curated record